GCGCAAAUAAAAAGCUCAAAACUUCCUCAAACGCAGAUAGAAAGAACAAAAAUGUCAGGCUAUCCCCCUCAUCGACCACCCUAUGGCUACCCCUACGGCGAGCCACCGACGUCUCAGUCCUAUUCCUCCGCCCCUUAUGGUGCGCCACCGCCAGGUCCACAACAGUCGGGGCAAUCAUCCUCUGGUUACUCCGGAGUCUCCACUCCUUACUCUGCCUAUUCAGCUCCCCCCUACACCAGCCCUUCCGACCCCCACAAACCACCGAAAGAUCAUUCAUAUCCUCAGUCUUCUGCCCCUUAUGGUACGCCUGCACCACAAACUUACGGUGGUUACCCUCCGCCACCCUCUGCGCCGUACGGAAGUCCUUUUGCUGCUCUAGUCCCCUCCGCUUUCCCUCCCGGCACCGACCCCAACGUGAUAGGGGUUUUCCAGGCAGCUGACCAGGAUGGCAGCGGGUUUAUUGACGAUAAGGAGCUCCAGACAGCGCUUUCGUCGUACAAUCAGAGCUUUAGCUUGAGGACUGUUCAUCUUCUCAUGUACCAUUUCACCAACACCAACACCAGGAAGAUCGGCCCAAAGGAGUUCACACAAGUUUAUUAUAGUCUUCAGAACUGGAGGGCAAUUUUUGAGAGAUUUGACAGGGACAGGAGUGGCAAAAUUGAUUCGGCAGAACUGAGAGAGGCUCUUCUCAGCCUAGGAUUUUCGGUAUCACCUACGAUUUUGGAUUUGCUGGUUUCCAAGUUUGAUAAAAGUGGUGGGAGAUACAAGGCUAUUGAAUACGACAAUUUCAUUGAGUGCUGCCUCACUGUUAAGGGACUGACUGAAAAGUUUAAGGAGAAGGACACUGCAUACUCCGGUUCAGCAACUUUCACUUACGAAUCAUUCAUGUUAACCGUUUUGCCUUUCCUCAUUGCAUAGAGUUAUGGUCUUCUCCAUUUAAUCCUUGAAUGUCCUGUCUGUUUUUCUGUAUUUUAUUCCCUCUUGCGACGUCAAAGACCUCUUAGCUUUUCAUCCUUGGUGUCGAUUUUGGUUUCUGCCAGUAGCUCGUGCUAUUUUCUUCCUUGUAAUUUCGAUUUUAUUAAUAUGGUGUAAUUUAUGUUGAGAUUUAAUUACUAUCCUUCAGAUUGUGUUGUUCAUCUUUUCCUAUAAUAAUGAAAAUACUGAAGCCUAAUCGAUCAA
Messenger RNA from Olea europaea var. sylvestris, 1179 nucleotides. Its product is annotated as probable calcium-binding protein CML49. Gene Ontology annotation, molecular function: calcium ion binding. NCBI's taxonomy places the organism in Eukaryota, Viridiplantae, Streptophyta, Magnoliopsida, Lamiales, Oleaceae. The transcript is spliced from 4 exons. Bases 52 to 918 code for a protein of 288 amino acids. The record is from RefSeq and is a predicted model, not a curated record.